AUGGCUGAAAACCCUUUCUCUGAUUUUUCCUCAAAUCCUUCAAAUCCCUAUUAUCUACAUCCCAAUGAGAAUCCAUCUUUGGUUCUCGUUACCCCAUUAUUGGACAGCAAGAAUUACAAUUCAUGGGCACGCGCAAUGAAGGUCGCAUUAAUCUCCAAGAACAAAUUAAAAUUUGUCGACGGCACCUUUCUUCAAUCGGCUUCUACGCAUGUUCUUCACGAUCCAUGGGUUCGCUGCAACAAUAUGGUGCUCUCUUGGUUGCAACGCUCGAUUUCCGAGAGUAUCGCUCAAUCAAUUCUUUGGAUCGAUAACGCACACACAGUUUGGAAAAAUCUAGAAAAUCGAUUCUCUCAAGGUGACAUUUUCAAAAUUUCAGAUAUCCAAGAUGAUCUCACAAGACUUCAGCAAGGUAACCUCGACAUUACCAACUAUUUCACGAAAUUAACCUCUUUAUGGGAACAAAUAGAUUCAUUUCGACCCAUUCGCGAUUGCGUUUGUGCUAUUCAAUGUACUUGUGGGGCAGCUACUGACCUUAGAAAAUAUAAGAAUCAAGAUCGGGUCAUAAAAUUUCUCAAAGGUUUGAAUGAACAAUUUUCCAAUGUUCGUUCUCAAAUCAUGCUUCUUGAGCCCCUCCCUUCUUUGGAUAAAACUUUUUCUUUAGUUCUUGGUCAAGAACGACAACUCAGUGUUCAAGCAUCCUCUGAUUCGGCCCCUGAAAAUCAAGCUAUGGCCAUGCAAAUUCAAAAUAAUCACUAUAAUGGAGGAGGAAGGGGCAACAAUAAUUCUAAUAAUCGAGGUAAAGGACGCAAUAAUUCUGGGUUUGGUCGUGGUCCAUAUCAGAAUUCUAAUCGAAUUUUUCUUUAG
Messenger RNA from Cicer arietinum (chickpea), 864 nucleotides. RefSeq lists its product as uncharacterized. Lineage: Eukaryota; Viridiplantae; Streptophyta; Magnoliopsida; Fabales; Fabaceae. The record is from RefSeq and is a predicted model, not a curated record.